Molecule: messenger RNA, 3060 nt
Organism: Aphanomyces invadans
Lineage: Eukaryota; Oomycota; Saprolegniomycetes; Saprolegniales; Verrucalvaceae
Exons: 2
Coding region: 31-2643 (870 amino acids)
Molecular function (GO): GTPase activator activity
Source: RefSeq, a predicted model, not a curated record
GGAUGACCCUGCUUUCGUUUCGACGGCGACAUGGACAACGUCCACCACCAUCAUGGCACGGCGUCGACGUACACGGAGAUGGAGGGAAAUCUGCAUAUCCGCGCCAAGAAAAUGAACAUGUGGAAGACGCGCCGCUUUGUCUUGUCGGGACAGGUGCUGCAGUACUUCUCUCUCAAGAAACCGGGGCAAAAGGGCUUGCUCGAGACGUUUUCUGGGCUCGCCCUCGCUGGCUCCAAGAAGAAGCUGACCGAGAAAACGGACCACAUCUUCGAGCUGGUGCAGUGCAGCAUCAAACCUGUCCACGAGUACCUGUCGAGUCGCCCGCACUCGUUCCAGAUCGCGUCCGCGUCUUUCUUUCUCCUCCUGCAUGCCGACUCGCACGACGAAAUGCAAGCGUGGGUGUCGUGUUUACGGUAUGCUGCAAAGGGAGCGAGCUGCUCUCCCCCCAGCGAUCGAGGACUCCUACGGGCACGCAGCUUCAGCGGUGGUGCGCUCACGUCAUCUCCGUCGUCGGCGCGAAUCACCGUCGCUGCGGAAUCGUUCGAGGACGACAUCCUGGAAUUCGCUGUCUCGCAGCGCUCCGAGAUCCAAAACCUCAUGGCAGAUGGCCACGGUCGGUAUGCAGGGAAUCAUUGGAUUGUUCAGAGCGCCGUGUCCCUGGGUGGGAAGCAGGUACCUCGUGGGAGCCUUCUCGUGGCGAUCAACGGACACUCGGUUCACCACGAACCCCCUUCAUCCUCCGACGUAUUGUCGUUGCGGCGACGCCUCCAUUCCGCGUCAUUCCCGUUGACCCUUCAGUUCCUCCGGUGUCGGUCGAAAGUUGGCGCGCUCAAGCUGCAGCAGUCCUAUGACGCGGCGUUGGGAAGCAUGCUCAAGCUCACGACUCGAGUCCAUGCCCUCCUGGGGUGGAAGGAACUCGAGUGCGAGAUCGACGGCGAUCUCUUUGUGAGCGCGCGCGUCGGAACAGCAGUGUCAUCGGCUGCUUUGGCCAAGUGGGGCCAGUCGCUGCUGCAGUCGAGCGCUGCCGUCGCCGACGCGACCACUUCCGAGGAAGCAACGGCCAAGGCCCUCAAGCCGUCGACGGUAGUGGCCCUCAGCGACGGAAUGCCGUCCGUCCGGCUCGUGCACGCCGUCUUGUCCGGUCGACCGCACUGCUUUCUCCUCACAACGGCGUCGUCGAGUUUACUUCUCCAGGCUGCCAGCGACGACGACAUGAUUGAAUGGAUGGGGGCCCUCGUCCACGCGAUCGACCUCGCGCACGGCGUCGUUAGCGGUAGCGGGGCGGCGCAUCCGUCGGCCAGCCCCCACGUCUCCGGGCGACAUCCCUCUGGUCCAGUGCAGUCAUCCUUUGCCCAUCCACCCCAUCGGCCGUCAUUCCGGACCGCGUCGGUCCCGUCAUUCUUCCCCCCGUCCGGCGGCGACGGCAUCCAACGGAAUGCCCAGCAGACGCAGUCGCUUUUCUUUCACGGCGAUGAAGCGAGCAUGUCGCCGCCCCUCGUGACGCAUCCGACCCCAUCUCGCCUCAUGGAGUCCGCCGACGUCGUCGACAUUCUCGCGUUUUGCCAGCAUCAUGGACGGUACACGGAGGCGCUGCAACUGAUGGUCCAGCACACGACGUUCCGCGCGCAAUACUGGCCACACAUCUUCGCGUGGGCGCUGCCGCCUCCGGCGACCGCAGCCGACCUGGCAAUCCUCUCGACCACCGCCAUCUCGGAUGAGGACACAAUCCAACUGCACAAGGACAUUCCCCGCACGGCGACGUGGCUGGCGUCGUCGGACGGCGCGCCGCCGUCGACGGUGCAUGCGCCGCCCGCGCGCCUCGACGGCCUGCGCACGGUCCUCCACGCGUUCAUUGCGCGUUCGUGUGCAUCCACGACCGGGUCAUCGCACACGUCGUACCUGCAAGGAAUGAACGGCAUUGCGUUUGUGCUGCUCGAAGUCUUUGCCGACGACGUGCGCAGCUCGUUGCAGUUCCUGCACGGCCUCGUCCACGGCGCGCUCCCGACCAUCUUUCACACGGAAGCCCACUCGACCAACGCGCUGGUCCAGACCGGUGCGCAGCUCGAGAGCAUGGUCGCCGCGUACUUGCCAGCGCUCGCCCAUGUCUUUGAGACCGUUGGGUUGCCGGUCUUCCUCCUCGCGUACAAGUGGUUCCCGACGCUGUUCUCGGACGUGUCGCUCCAAGCGAAUCGCAAGCACAACCAGCUCCAGUACAACACGCUGCUCGUGGCAUGGGACGUGUGCAUGCUCGUGGGAGUCGAAGGGAUUUACGUCGUCGCGCUGGCGCUGUUUGCGGCCGCCGACGGCGCCAUUCGCGCCCUCGGCCCUACCUGCCUCGCCGAAGACGUCAGCGGCGCGUUCACGGCGGUGCUGUCGACCCUGACGCCGCACGACUUUGUCCUCCACGUGUGCGAGGUUAUCGAAACGUGCCAGCACCCAUUGCUCCUCCAGAUGCGAGAUGCCCACCACCGACGACUGCACGACCCUCCCGUGGCUGUCAAAGACCUCGACACUGGCCAGCUUUUUGGGGUCACGUCCAACGCCAAGCUCGUGCCGCUCCACGACGCGACGGGACUCGUGCAGCUCCCGGUCGACAACCCACCGGCACGAUCCACGAUAUCCACGGCGACGCUUCCGUUGUGACCUCUUUCGACGCACUGGAAGGGGCCGUUCUCACAAAGGUGUGUGUGCUAAACGAGCGUCGCGAGAUCGAGUUGGCGGCCCGGAAGUUCCCGACGGCAGGGGUUGUUGGAGGUAGCGAAAGCAGGAGAUGGGUCUGCAGCCCCGAGAUGCAAGGAAAAGGAGCUCUCGGUAACACGCGAGUUGGUUCACGUCGUCCCAGUGGAUCGCCGUAGAGGCGUAAUCCGCCUCACGCUGUCUCGUCGAAGACGAUGUGGCCACGGAUCGAGGCCAGGACAACUCGUUCGAUUCCCUAGGGCUGGCCACAAUGCAGCAACAGUCUUCAGCCACCACGACGCAUACGUGUCGCGACGGGUCGAGUUAGAGCACGGGUGGUUGGUGCUUCAACAGCGCCCUGCCCAUCCCGAACGCUCACCAAGC